Acipenser ruthenus (sterlet) is the source of this 3121-nucleotide messenger RNA. RefSeq names its product nuclear receptor subfamily 1, group d, member 1 (gene nr1d1). Gene Ontology annotation, molecular function: RNA polymerase II cis-regulatory region sequence-specific DNA binding; nuclear receptor activity; zinc ion binding. Gene Ontology annotation, biological process: hormone-mediated signaling pathway; positive regulation of transcription by RNA polymerase II; negative regulation of transcription by RNA polymerase II. The transcript is spliced from 8 exons. NCBI's taxonomy places the organism in Eukaryota, Metazoa, Chordata, Actinopteri, Acipenseriformes, Acipenseridae. The coding region runs from base 460 to 2334 and encodes 624 amino acids. The record is from RefSeq and is a predicted model, not a curated record.
AGAAAGGGGAGAGGAGAGAGAAAGGGGGAGGAGAGAGAGGGAGAGAUGGAGCAAAACCUGGCAGCUCGCUCGCUUUGCAGCUCAGAUUGGAAAAACGCAGGUACUGCGAGCUUCGAUGCAAAUCCCUAACUCAGCAAGCUCUGCUCUAUAAAGCGACGGAGGCGUGAAUGAGUUUAUCAGCAGACCACAGCGCCGCGAAGAAAUCGCAAUACAGCCCGGCUGUUUUUACCAGUAACCAAAACUGUUUCGCGUUGAGAGAAACUUCUGUGUUCUUCAGCAAGUUUUUUUUUUUUUUUUUAUCCUGUUGAAUGAAGUUCGUCUAAUACUGCAAGUACAAGACACGUUUGCAACUUUAUAUUUCAGUAACGAGAAAGAAAAAGUUGUCGAGAGAGGGAAAGAAAUAUACUCAAUACGGCGUUUUUUUCUCAGUGUAUGUAAUUCCCUUUUCUCGAUAUUCUGAUGACUUUGUUAAAGUUCCAGAUGACAUCAGCAAUGGACACCAAUAACAGCAACACAGGGGGGGUCAUCUCGUACAUCGGCUCUGUGGGGGGGUCCCCGAGUCGGACCAGCCCGGUGUCUGUGUACAGCGAUAACUCCAACAGCAGCUUCCAGUCACUGUGUCUCUCCCAGCCCCUCUUCGGCUGCUCCUUCCCCCCCUCCCCCAGCAGCUCCCUGUCCCAGUGCAGGGGGGGCGGGGGCUCCUCCUCCUCGGGGUCCGGGGAGGAAUCGGGGUCCACCAGCGCUGUGGGGUCCCCUCAGAGCGUGCGCUCCGGCAGAGGGGAGGGGCACGGCCGCUGCUCCCCCAGCAAGGCAGCCAGCAGCAUCAGCAAGCUGAACGGCUUGGUGCUGCUGUGUAAGGUGUGUGGAGACGUGGCCUCAGGGUUCCACUACGGUGUCCACGCCUGUGAGGGGUGCAAGGGUUUUUUCCGGCGCAGCAUCCAGCAGAAUAUCCAGUACAAGAAGUGCCUGAAGAACGAGAGCUGCUCCAUCAUGAGGAUCAACCGGAACCGCUGCCAGCACUGCCGCUUCAAGAAGUGCCUGAGUGUGGGCAUGUCCCGGGAUGCCGUGCGUUUCGGACGGAUCCCGAAGCGUGAGAAGCAGCGCAUGCUGGCGGAGAUGCAGAGCGCCAUGAACAACAUGGUGAACAUCAGCAACAGCAGCAGCCAGCUGCACCCGACGGCCCCCUCCCCACCCCCCGCCCAGCCACACCUCCACCCCCAACCCCUCACCCCCACGCCCCCCGCCUCGCCCCCCCGGACACCCUGCUCGCCCCCCAGCCCCGGAACCGACCGGACCAUCUCGCAGAUCGCCAAGGCUCACAGAGAGAGCUUCGUGUUCGCUCACGACAGGCUCUCACGCACCGCAGUGGCACCAGGCUGCCACAAGGGGGCGCUAGACAACUGCGAUGCAAACGGCUGUGCCAGUGGGUACCAUUUUAACGGAGUCAACAACAUCUACCAUCACAAUAACAACCUGCCCCUCUCCCACUCCCACAGCUAUGCUGCUGGCAGCCCCCCUGUCCUGAACCACCUCUCCCCCUGCCCCCAGGCCAUCCCUGACUACCCCAGCAUUCACGGCUACUGCUUCAUGCACCAGAACAAUGCCAGUGACCACCGGCUGUGCCACAGCAACGUCCACACAGGUCACAGCCAGGAAGCAGAGCCACAGACACUCCCCCACUCCUGCUCAGCCAGCCAGGGACAGAACUGCCCGUGGGGAGGGACCCGGGACGUGCUGCUGGCCUGUCCGAUGAACAUGCACCCCCACAGUGACGGGCUCCGCUCCCCCCAGGAGAUCUGGGACGACUUCUCCCUCAGCUUCACCCCGGCCGUGCGUGAGGUCGUGGAGUUCGCCAAACACAUCCCGGGAUUCCAGGAACUCUCCCAGCAGGACCAGGUCACCCUGCUCAAAGCCGCGACGUUCGAGGUGCUGGUGGUGCGCUUCUCCUCUCUCUUCAACGUGACGGCACAGACGGUCACCUUCGUGUCGGGCUCCUCCUACAGCCUGCCCGCGCUGCGGGGGAUGGGCAUGGGAGAGCUGCUCAGCGCCAUGUUCGAGUUCAGCGAGAAGCUGGGCGCCCUGGAGCUGAGCCCCGAGGAGCUGGCACUCUUCACCGCCGUCGUGCUCGUCUCCGCAGAUCGCUCCGGGAUCGAGGAUGUGAAUUCCGUGGAGCGGCUCCAGGAAUCUCUGAUCCGGGCGCUGAGGGUCCUGGUGACCCGGAGCUUCCCGCAGGAUCCGUCGCGCUUCACCAAGCUGCUGCUGAAGCUGCCGGACCUGCGGAGCCUCAACAACAUGCACUCCGAGAAGCUGCUGUCCUUCCGGGUGGAGGCGUGAGCGCGGAGCCCCCAACGAGCGAGCGGGAUCGCUGGAGAGAGCCCCCAACACUGCUGCAGCAGGGCCUGCUCACACCCUGGGACACAGCUCACACAGUAUCUGCUUCGCUGUGCUUUUCAUACACAAUCCCCAGACAGACCUCUGCUCAUUGUAACGGGCUGUGUUGUUGUGUGAUAGACUUCCGUUACGGAUUCUGUCCCCCGUCGAUGAGAUGAAGAUAAAAGCUCUAAAACCACGAAUGCAGACGAGCCCGGUUCUUCCGCGUGGCGGUUAAUGGGCCGGUCAGCCCCCGGUUACACACGCACCCUCACCAUCGCACCAUCCCUGCUGUAGGGCAAGAAUAUUCAACAGGAAGAAUAAAAUCGCAGUAAAGGCUAUGAGACAUAUCAGUUGUUUUGUUUUUAAUUUCAUUUUUUUUUAUAACCAGGGUGAAACAAGAUGUUAAUUUACGCUAGAAGAGAUUUUUUUUUAUAUAUAUAUAUAUACGUUGUCUGCAGCUUUCUUCCUGUCACUGGUUGCACACUUUUUGCUUCAGAACCAGAAAUGGAAAAAAAAGGGUUCUGAGCAAAUUAUAUAUAAAUAUAUAUAUAUAUACACAUUUUUUUAAUAUAAAAAAAAGUUUUGCAUCGAGAAUAUUAAAAAGUGAAUUAAACUAGAUCGAAGAAACUGUCCUACUGUUGUAAGUACUUCAUUAUUGUGCAUUUUAUUGUGUGAGUAUAUGUACCAUAGAGAUGAUAAUGUAUAUAACACACUGUAUGUAUAAAAAAAUAAAAAAAUAAAGAGUUAU